GACAUUUUCUGGCAGCUACACGUGCUUAAAUGGCACGCUGAACUCGUAUGAUUUUCCGCUUAUUAAUUUCGUAUACGUCCGAUCACCGGCGGCGUUUUGUGAGUUUGUGACAUUUUAAAUGCUUCGCACCAGGUGAAUGCUAGUGCGUGUCUACGCUACUGUGCGCCUUAUUCGUGUUAUGGGAUUACUCUGAUUUUCUUGUCUGAGUGAAACAUGGAGAGAGAAUUGGAGCAUAGAGAUCGAGUGGGGGUUCAAGAUUCUGUAUUGUUAGAAAAUUAUACAGAUGAAAAGGUUUUCAUCAACAAUUUGAAAAAACGUUUCAAGGAAAAUUUAAUUUAUACUUAUAUUGGGCAUGUCCUCAUUUCGGUUAACCCUUACAAAGAACUCAACAUAUAUGAUACAGCCAAUAUCAGAGCAUAUAAUGGAAAACAUUUCUUCGAAGUUCCACCUCACAUAUUCGCUAUAGCAGAUACAGCCUACAGAUCAUUGAAGGAGGAAUACAUAGAUCAGUGCGUCCUAAUUUCGGGUGAAUCUGGUGCCGGAAAAACUGAAGCUUCCAAGAAGAUACUUCAGUACAUUGCAGAAGUAGAGAAUACAGAUGAUGUGAAAAUAGUGAAGAACAAAUUGAUGGAGUCUACUUUACUCCUUGAAGCUUUUGGAAAUGCCAAAACAAACAGGAAUGAUAAUUCUAGUCGGUUCGGGAAGUACAUGGAUAUUAUUUUCGACUUCGAGGGUAAACCAGUUGGUGGAAAUGUAUUGAGUUAUUUGUUGGAGAAAUCCAGAAUAAUAAGUCAAAGUUCUGGCGAACGAAAUUUCCAUAUUUUUUAUCAACUGUUAGCCUCAGCAACAGAAGAAGAUUUGGAAGAGUACCACUUAUCACGAAAUUUCGAUUCCUAUUAUUAUUUAACAGAUGGGAAGCAGGGAAAUUUGAAGGGAAUUGAUGAUAUAAAUGAUUUUACCCAUGUGAAGGAAUCUUUGAAAACUCUAGAGUUCCCAAAAGAUAAGCAGAAUGAGAUUUUCUCAAUAUUGGCCGCAGUGUUAAAUCUUGGCAAUAUCACAUUUCAUACAGUGGAUAGCAAAAAUUCAAUUGGCAAGCCAGAUUUACUGAACACUGUGAGCAAGCUUUUGAAUUGCGAAACAGAAGAAUUGGAAAAAGCUCUUUUAUUUAGAACAGUUGAAACGGCGAAAGAUGUAGUGAAAACACCUCUGGACAGAGACCAAGCAAAUUAUGCUCGAGAUGCCUUGGCGAAAGCAAUAUACGAUAGACUUUUCAGUUGGUUGGUGCAGUUCAUCAAUUCGUCACUGAAACCUAAACAAAACAGAAGAUUAUUAUCAAUGGGUAUUCUUGAUAUUUAUGGGUUUGAAAUAUUUCAGAAGAAUAGUUUUGAGCAAUUAUGUAUAAAUUUCUGCAACGAGAAAUUACAACAACUCUUCAUCGAACUCACACUGAAAUCUGAGCAACAAGAAUACGAAAAUGAAGGCAUUGAUUGGAAUAAAAUAGAGUACUUUGACAAUAAGAUGAUAUGUGACCUUAUAGAGGGAAAACACAAAGGAGUGAUUUCCUUUAUGGAUGAAGAAUGUUUGAGACCAGGAGACCCAAGUGAUAUUUCCUUAUUAGCUAAAUUGGACAGAGAACUCGGGAAUCAUGAGCGCUACAUAAGCCACGAAAAAGCGGAUUUGAAGACGCAGAAGACGAUGGGAAGAGAUGAAUUCUGCCUCAUACAUUACGCCGGUACAGUCACCUACAAUAUUCGGGGAUUCCUAGAGAAAAACAACGACCUGCUCUACAGGGAUUUAAGAGAAGCUAUGUCAAGAUCCAGAAAUAGCAUUCUCCAAGAAGUGUUCCCAUCAAGCGAACAGAACAGCAAAAAAAUGCCAGACACUUCAAUAACGAAAUUCAAGAAUUCUCUAAAUGCGCUACUACAGUCUCUGGUGAAGAAACAACCUUCGUAUAUUCGAUGUAUAAAACCAAACGAUGAAAAACGACCAGCAAUUUUCGAUGAUGAACUCGUGCAACACCAAGUACAAUAUUUAGGACUGAUGGAGAAUUUGAGAGUUCGAAGGGCUGGUUUUGCGUAUAGAAGACUCUAUGAAAAAUUCCUUCAUAGAUAUAAAUGUCUUUGUAAGCGCACAUGGCCGAAUUAUCCUGGACCAGCGAAGGAAGGAGUUCAAGAGCUGGUUUGUUCAUUAGGAUAUAGUGCAGAUGAUUACAAGAUGGGCAAAACCAAGAUUUUUAUUCGCUACCCACAAACACUUUUCCAAACAGAGGACAGUUUCCAAGCUAAGAAACAUGACAUAGCUGCAAUUAUACAAUCCCAAUGGAAGGGAAUUUUACAGAGGAGAAAAUAUUUGCGAAUGAGAGAAGCGGCAAUUGUCAUCCAGAAAAAUAUAAGGAGGUAUCUCGCGAAAUUAGAAGCUGAGAAACGUAGAAGAGCAGUCCUGGUUAUAAGGAGAUUCAUUUACGGAUUCAUAACAAGGAACGGCCCCACUAACGAAUACAAUCACAAGUUCCAACAAAUUACCCGAAAAAUGUGGUUGAUAAGGUUAUCAAAAAUCCUUCCCAAAACUGUCCUCAACAAAUACUGGCCACCUUGUCCAGAGAUUUGCAACGAAGCUUCCUCCAUAUUACAUCACUUACAUCAACUAUAUCUUUCGAGGAUGUAUAGAUUGAACUUAUCUACUGAGAGGAAAGAACAGUUCGAAUUGAAGGUGUUGGCUGAGAAGUUAUUCAAAGGUAAGAAGAAAAGCUACAAGGCUUCGAUAUCGAACUGGUUUGUCACAGACAGAACUUCUGAGAUGCAUUUUGGACUGAAACAAAGUUAUGUUGCAGGAUUGAGCGGUGAGAAAGAAAGGUAUUCGUCAUCUGUAUCUAAAUACGACAGACAUGGCUAUAAACCUAGAGAAAGAGUUAUUGUAGUCACCAAUGAAAAUCUACAUGUCAUAGAAGUGAAGGGUAGUGCUAAAAUGAAGCAUCGUUUGCCAUUGAAGAGAUUGACUCUAGCUGUAACAUCAGAGAAUGAUAAAAUACUGCUUGUGAAAAUACCGGAAGAUCUUCUUAAGAAAGAUAAAGGCGAUCUUAUUCUGGAAGCACCGCAUUUGAUAGAGACGGUCACUAGAAUCAUAUCAAUCACAAAAGACGAGAGGAUGUUGAUGAUUGCAGAUAAGAACUCUAUUGAGCAUACGAUGCAACAAGGAAAACAGGGGGUGAUUGAUAUAACUGUAGGAAAUCCCGAGAGGAUCCAUAAAGACAAAAGUGGACAUUUAUUGAUUGUGGCGUCCCCAUGAUGGAAAUAUAUUUGUACACUUAUUUUAUACAUAUAUGUAACAUAUUUAUAUUUAUAACUAUCGAUUGUAUAAUGCGGUGCCAUUCUAUAAUAUAUAGUAUUUAUGGUGAUGAUUUUAUCAAGUAGAUUGUUACACAAUUAUUUAUAUUCUUUUUAAUUUUAUGUUUCAUUAUUUGAUAUGUAAUUCAAAUAAUUAUAGCGGAAUUGUAUUGAAAUAAUACUACAACAUGGAAAUGUAGCUUGUGCUUCCUGAAACUCUUAUACUGGAAAUAAAUCAUUGCCUAGAAAA
Molecule: messenger RNA, 3573 nt
Organism: Coccinella septempunctata (seven-spotted ladybird)
Lineage: Eukaryota; Metazoa; Arthropoda; Insecta; Coleoptera; Coccinellidae
Product: unconventional myosin IC
Exons: 19
Coding region: 214-3285 (1023 amino acids)
Biological process (GO): vesicle transport along actin filament; actin filament organization
Cellular component (GO): actin cytoskeleton; cytoplasm; plasma membrane
Molecular function (GO): actin filament binding; microfilament motor activity; ATP binding
Source: RefSeq, a predicted model, not a curated record